Aspergillus campestris IBT 28561 is the source of this 867-nucleotide messenger RNA. Its product is annotated as Mob1/phocein family protein. Gene Ontology annotation, molecular function: protein kinase activator activity. Gene Ontology annotation, biological process: signal transduction; positive regulation of protein phosphorylation; cell division. NCBI's taxonomy places the organism in Eukaryota, Fungi, Ascomycota, Eurotiomycetes, Eurotiales, Aspergillaceae. The transcript is spliced from 3 exons. The record is from RefSeq and is a predicted model, not a curated record. Gene Ontology annotation, cellular component: nucleus; cytoplasm. Bases 1 to 867 code for a protein of 288 amino acids.
AUGAACAACGGAAGUCCGGCCUCGUCCCCGGUUUCUCAGGUGCCUCCGCACAUCGGCUCGGGUCCCAACUCCCCGGCGUUGGCCCCCAACAUGGACAACCCCGCCCCCGUCGACCCCGACGCCCCCAAAUACUUUUUCCAGGAGAAGUAUGCUCCGUUGAAUGUCAAGGGCAAUUUCUUGACGCUCUGUGCCUGUCCCAAGAAUGUUGAACUGGGCGAGUGGCUGGCCCACCAGAUCGUCGAACAAUACCGUUUGCUGCAUGGCAUGCUCCAGGUGAUUCAGGAAGUCAAUGGAGUGACCGGUCUUCCCAUCUGCAAUGAAAGCUCCUGUCCGACCAUGUCUGCUGGCCGGCUGACCUACACGUGGCUCGUGGACGGCCGUGCCGCCAAGAUCCCCGCCCCGAAAUUCAUCAACCGCGUGGAGAAAUGGGUCGUCGCCAAGAUCCAUGACAACCUGAUGUUUCCCACGGGGAAAGUCACCGGGAACCCCGACACCUUCGCGCUCAAUGAGAUCGCCGCGACGGACCCCUCUCACCCGUCGUCGGCGGGGGCGGGCGACGAGUGGAUCGGCAAGUCCAGUGGCUUCCCGCAGACGUUCUACAAGGACUGCCAAGGCAUCAUGAAGCAGAUGUUCCGCUGCUAUGCGCACCUCUACCACGCGCACUGGAUCCUGUUCUGGCACAUCUCGAAACACGACGUGCUCAACAUGUGCUUCGUCCACUUCGCCACCGUGGCCAAAUACUACAACCUCGUCUCCGACAAGGAGAUGGAGCCCAUGCAGCCUCUGAUCGACCUGUUCAUCAAGCAGCAACGGAUUCCUCCCGAGGCGCUCUCGGGUGGCCACUGGGCUCCGCAGGCCUCUAGCUGA